AUGCGCUGCUCUCAGGGUCUUUUGCACCUUCCCAGACGCGAAGAAAAGGGAUACAUCGACAUCCUCGAAGGCCGCUUAUACGAGCUCGAGUCGGCACUGCUCCAGGUCCUCCCGCUGGUGUCGAACGAACAACUCAACGAGAUUACGGCGUCGAUACCGCCCAUACCCAGUCGUCCGCAUUUCAGAGCCCGGUUCAGCAGGACAAGCGACGGGUCAUCGCCACCGCACGACCUUGUGGUGCCCAGCACUCCGCCAUCGCCUUCAGAGAUCGUAUUCCACCAAGUCCAACAACAACACCGAGAGAACAAUCGACCACCGCAGCAGCUAUCUCAGAUGAUCGCCACGGAAAAUGAUGAACUAUCUCCGUGUUCGCUCCAGCAUAAUCAGCAGUACGUGAAGCAGAUGAUGUCUGAUUCCUGGCUGCAGCACCGGCCGCAGCAACAGCACCAUCUGCCUCUGGAGCUAAGCCCCUUCGUCGGCGGCGCGCUCGCGCGACAGGACCAGUAUCUCGUCUUUCCGGCAAGACACGGCUUUGUUAGCGGCGGACCUGGUUCCGAGCUCGACUUUAUGCCCGACUAUGACCGGAAUGGCGCGAGGGAGACGGUCAUGGUCUCGUCCCGGGGCUUCUAA
Cladophialophora bantiana CBS 173.52 is the source of this 630-nucleotide messenger RNA. RefSeq lists its product as uncharacterized. Lineage: Eukaryota; Fungi; Ascomycota; Eurotiomycetes; Chaetothyriales; Herpotrichiellaceae. The transcript is spliced from 2 exons. The record is from RefSeq and is a predicted model, not a curated record. The coding region runs from base 1 to 630 and encodes 209 amino acids.